AUGAAAUUUCUUUCUUCUAUAACAGAGUACUUCGCACCAGGAGAAAAAGAGCCAAUUUCAAUGGGUGUCAUUGAGAUAUCUCUAACGCACAUGAGAUACAACAAAUCAGUCAGAGUAGAGUACAACACAAUGGAAGUUGUACUGAGCCCAACAAAUCUAUCGACCAAAUACGAUAUAUUCAGCAAUACAAGUGUAAUAUACAUAAAUAAAAUACCGUACAGUGUAAAGGACCGAAUCAUAGUGACCCGGAACAUGGAGAUGCAGAUUAAAGUAACAAAGAGCAAAGUAAAGAUAAAGGAAAGCGACUUUACGCGUAUCCGGCUCCUGGGACAGAGCACCUCCAAGGUGUAUCUAGUGCGGUAUAACCAGUCCAAUCGCCUAUAUGCAUGCAAGAUCAUAAAGAAGUCCAAGAACACCAAAAACAUCAUCAACGAGAGGAACCUUCUUGUUAAGUUGAAGAAGUCGCCUUUUCUUAUCACUCUUCUGCUUUCUUUUCAGUCUCAGACAGAGCUCUUUCUGAUUCUCCCAUACUACAGAUUUGACCUGUUUACUAUUUUGAGCAUACUUCCACAGUAUGCAAUUAAAAUAUACUUCUGCGAGCUUCUGAUUGUUCUGGAGCAUAUGCACAGCAAAAACAUUAUAUACAGAGACAUAAAGCCGGAAAACAUUCUUAUUGGGCCAAACAACCACAUACUUCUGUGCGACUUGGAUAUAUCAGUAGAGUCUAGCAGCGACAGCCCCGCCAUAAACAACACAUCGGGCACGCUGGAGUACAUGCCACCAGAGGCUCUUACGCACACAAAAAGCUCCAAGAGAUACACAAGCAAAUACGACUACUACACUCUUGGUAUACUUCUGUAUGAAAUGGUUGUGGGGCACACACCGCAUAGAAUAACUGACAACGAGGACGAGGAUGAUCUGAAAAACAAGAUACUCUACGAGGAGAUAGAGUACCCAGAUAUAGAUGCGCACAUAGUGGACAUCAUCAGCAAGCUGACAAAGAAAGACCCUACAAAAAGAAUAUGCCAUAAAGAAAUAGCUGCACACCCAUGGCUAGCCAACAUAGACUGGGACAAAAUAAGAAACAAAGAGUAUGUUAUACAGCUAGAAAUAGAAGAAAAGCAAAAGAUCAAGGAGCCAGAAAUAGAAGAAACUGUGAGCAUAGAUAACGAAAGUGGAAGAACAACUGUGCCUGGCUUUACAUGGAUUGAUGAAGAGUGGGAUGAGGAAUAA
Nematocida ausubeli is the source of this 1233-nucleotide messenger RNA. RefSeq lists its product as uncharacterized. Gene Ontology annotation, molecular function: ATP binding; protein kinase activity. NCBI's taxonomy places the organism in Eukaryota, Fungi, Microsporidia. The transcript has a single exon. Gene Ontology annotation, biological process: protein phosphorylation. Bases 1 to 1233 code for a protein of 410 amino acids. The record is from RefSeq and is a predicted model, not a curated record.